Messenger RNA from Gryllus bimaculatus (two-spotted cricket), 7502 nucleotides. NCBI's taxonomy places the organism in Eukaryota, Metazoa, Arthropoda, Insecta, Orthoptera, Gryllidae. The record is from the annotation of a GenBank genome assembly.
UAUUGAGACACGAGGUACUCGCACGAGAUUUAUUUACAGUGAUUAGUAGUGGUGAUGACAUAUAAAUUCGUUUGUUGCGCUUAAAAUUUAUUCGGUUGUUGUUUACAACAAGGAGUGCGAUUUCAAACGUUAAACUACCUAUUUGUUAGUAUCCAUUUUUGUUUAUUUUUUUUAAGAACAGCUUUGUGAUAUACGAUGGCCAACCUACACGAAAAUCCGACAAUAACGUGCCGUGAAGCUGUAUGGAAUAAAAUGUUCACUAUUAGAGAAUUCUUUCGAAGUGUGUGGCUAAUACGCCCAGCUCGUUCAUAAAUAUCUACUAUUAGCAUACACUUAUUUCGCAACUCCCGAGUCUUGUAAUUACGUUACGCCACUUCCCCAGUACAGGAGAGAGCCAUUGGCAUUGGAUCUUGCAUUGGCGUUAGGCAGGAGUCGCAAGUUGAAAAUUAUGGCGGGGUUUUGGUGCCGGCAUGGUCUUGUGCUUUUUAUUCUUAUACACACCGCUACGAUAGUCGAAAAUUCCAAAUUAAAUGUUCCUCGUGUGUUGUUACCCCUUUUUCAUUCCUUCAGACUCAAAUAUAUAUUGGAAGGCACAGAUUUGGAAUGUUACAAAUGGUCGACAUCACGCCCAGAAAUCCUGGAUGUUCAGCCACUAUAUGAAGAUACUCACCGAGGGUGUUCAUCUAAAGCAGUUGUAUCUCCUCUGUCAAAAGAAUUUGACCGCAAUACUGCUAUUGUUUUUGCUGAAGAACUUCGAUCUGGAAAUAUUUUACGUUGUGAUGUUAUUAUGGAUGUUAUUCAUUCUCUUAAUGUUAUUACUACCACAAGGGAAUUAUACAUUGAAGAGGCACCAGAAGCAUUCGAAGUUAGAGCAUAUGAUGAUCAAGGCAAUGAGUUUUCAUCAUUGGAAGGGGUGGAGUUAAAAUGGACUUUGACAACUUGGACAAGUCAAGGUGGUGAUGUGAAAGGAACAAAUGUGAUUCGGUUUAUGACAUUUAAUGAAUCACCAUAUGAAACACCGCCUACUGUUCAAGACUUAGAUAGCCGGGGAUUGCGUGGCCAUAUAAUUUUAUUGGAAGGAUUGAAAACGGGGACCGCCAAGGUGACUGUUGGAUUGCCAUAUUCAGAAUACGCAGAGGUGCAAAAUAUAGUAGUGCAGUUGAAUGUCAUGUCCAACCUUAUCAUAUCACCUGCAGAAAUUUAUGUGAUAACUGGGGACAGUAUACAGUAUCGCGCAUUACAAGUAAAAAAUGGCCGUUUGGAAGAAGUCCUGUUGUUAACACAACAAUAUUAUUGGGAAGUUCAAGACACAAACAUAGCUUCCUUGGAUGAAAAAACAAGUAUGGUGACUGCCCUCUCUCCUGGGAAGACACGUGUGGUACUUCAUGAUCGUAAUAUAGAUGAGAGUGAAAAAGUUGCAAGAAUUCCCACAGCAAAUUUAGUAGUCUCUGAGCCUGCAUAUUUAACAUUAACUAUAUUACCACAUCGCAACUGGGCUGUGUUGGUAGGAGAGAAAUAUGAAAUUGUUGUUGAUGUUUUUGACAAGGAUGACAAUAAACUUCAUGUGGGUGAUGUUGAAGUUACAACAUUAGUGCCUGCUGAAUAUUUUCUGGUGAAAAAUAUUUCUAAAAAUGGCACCUAUUUGUAUGGUGAGCCUUUGGCAGUUGGCACUGCCCAAGUUCGAGCAACUUUGCAUGCAGUUAGGGACCACCAAGGGAAAAGAAGAGCUUUUUCUCCCAAAAUCUUGGUCCAAGCAAAUUUAAUGAUUUAUAAGUCUAUAUUUGUGAAACCAGCUGAUGUUAUUUUACCUUGGGAGCCAGUGUUGAGACCAAGGUAUAUUGUUGAAUUGGAUGCGACUGGCGGAGAUGGCACUUAUAUCUGGAGUAGUAACAAUAGAUCAGUGGCAACAGUCACUGCUGCAGGUGUUGUCACGACGUAUAUGAAUGGUCAUGUGGAAGUAUAUGCAUCCAUGGCUAGCAAUCCUCAUAAUAAAGGAGUGUCAAAGUUUCACAUUUUGCCUCCAAAAGUAAUAGAAAUAGUUGAUUACAUUCAAGAAACUGAAAUAGGCAAGCCAAUAUUUCUGCAUAUUGCCCUUUUUACAAAAAAACAGUUUAUCAGAGAAAAAACUGUUGGUGGUAGAAAGGAUUCCCAAGAUUUAGUUCAUUUUACACAGUGUGAUCAAGUGCCAUUUGGUGUGCGUGUGUGGGAUGACAUCUUUGUUUACAAUUCUUCAUUGCGAACAGUACCUUCAGGAGUUGCUUGUACUACUCUUGGAAUUGAAGCAGUUGGACUUGGAACGUCAAAAGUUACUGUUUCUUAUGAUUUGCCCAGCAAUGUGUUGACAGCUCAUGUAACAGUUGCAAGUUUCAAGCCACUUAACAUUCUGUUUCCUGCAUCAGGAGAAUUGGUCUUAGCAGUUGGCUGUUCUGCCAAUGUGAUGUUUACUGGUGGUCCUUUACCAUGGGUAGGUCAAUCCACCGAGCAUGUCCGUCAUAUAGAGUCUGGUGGGGAACAGAGUGUAGUGUCUGUAACAGAAGUAAAUAAUAGUGAAAGACAAGAUCCAUAUAUCUAUAAUGUUUUGUGCAAACAGCUUGGAGAGGCAGAAGUUACAUUAACUGUUAGCAAUAAACCUGUUGUAAAACAGAGUGGACAUUCAGAAUCUACUGCUUCUGUCAGGAUACUCUGUGCAAAACCCAGAUACUUAGUAUUACUACCUGAAGUGGAUAAUCCAACAAAAGCAUCUUGUCCUAUAAACUUAAGCCCAGAAAGGGUUGUUGUUCAGUCUUUCAACAAUGUCAAAUUGUUGGCCAUUGUUAAGGAUGCACAUGGCCGUGAAUUUUACAAUAUAAGUAGUUUACAAUUUGAUUGGAAAUUGUCUGAUGACUCAUUAGCUUCUGUUGUUAAACCUGAAUUUGUACAAGUUGAAGUAGAUGAUCAUAUUCCUCCCAAUGUUCACUUUUACCAAUACAUACAACCACAUGGAAAAACUGGUGUUUUGGAGGUGAAAGCCAUUGUUGUAGGCUAUCAUGCUCACAUUUUACGGAACCUGGAUAUUGUCCCUGAAUAUCCUCCUUUUGCAGUAAUGGAGGAAAAGGGUUACGACGUUACUCCAGAUAUUUCAGCAGUGCUAAAUUUAAUCUUCGUAAAUGAUGCUCACAUUUCUCCAAAUUAUUCUUUGUUAUUUAAUCAUCCAAACAACAAACUUGUUGUAAAUGUUCAUGAAGGAUCUGGAUUUUAUGAGUUAAUAUUAAGUUCAGAAGAAGUUGCUGUAGUUUCGCAUCAAGAAGGUUCAAAGGUUAUUGAAAUAUUUCCAAGAGCAGAAGGAUUAUUAAAGAUAGCAAUUGCUGAUCUUUGUCUGCCCUCUGAGCCAACGGUAGGUGAAAUAAAUGUUGUGAGCAUAGGUAGUAUACAUGUGGAGGCUCCAGAGAGAGUAGAGAAGGGUCGUUGUGUGUCUGGUCUUGUGAGAAUUUAUGAUUCGUUGGAAAAUUUGCUUCCUAUUCCUAGGCCCGACCUUUUGGAUUUGCGUCCACAUAUAGAAGAAAAUAUUAUAAGUGUGACGUUACAGUUCAAUAAGGAUGCCAAUGGAAAUAUUCCUGGGCCUGGAGAAGUUCCUUUUGUCAUAACAGGAUUGGAACUUGGUGAGAAGCACUUAAGCUUCUCUGCUGGUCAUUCUUCCAAGGAAGUUCAUAGUGAGUCAGUGCCGAUUCAAGUGUUUCCACCUCUGCGACUUUUGCCUCAUAACAUCACCCUGAUAGUUGGUUCAGUUUUUCAAGUCAGCAGUAGAGGAGGCCCGUUGCCUGAUGCCAAUAUUGAGUAUUCUAUUUCAGGCAAUGUUGCUAGUGUGGAUAAAACAGGAUUGGUUGAAGGCCUCAGUGUGGGAAACUGUGUGUUAAUUGGCCGAGCUGUUGGGUUACAUCGGGCUACUGGCAAACGUAUUGUUUAUUCACAAGAUUCUGUAGGGAUCCACGUUGUACCGCUGACAGGUAUAACCAUUCAGGCCCCCAUUACAAAGAUAAUAAAUGGUGGAAAAAUGCCACUGUGGGCUAAUGGAAUUCCUGAUUCAAUUACACCUCUUAUUCUGGGGUCAUCUAAACUUCCUGUUAAAUACAAUUGGCAAAUCUCUUGUAGAGAUAUUGGUAAACUGUAUAAUGUUUAUCAUUAUGCUGGAUUUGUCACAAAUGAAAUGGAUUUAAUAACAAUGCAUUUCCAAGGACUGAAACCAGGAAGAGUAACAAUUGGUUUAACUGUUCUUGUGCCAGCACAAAUGGCUCAGGCAAGUGGUGGUAAAGAAGUUGAGUUUUCAGCCAGUUUGGAAAUUGAGGUGUUUGAAGAACUCCGUCUUCUGGAACCCUCCACCGCUGGUGAAAGACAAUCCCCUCAUAUUAUUAUGACUCCGAAUUCAGUCACUAAGUUGAAGACCAACCAUGAAGGUAAUAUUAAGUAUGUUAUAGUAGAAAAACAACCACGUUCAAUCAACAGCAGUUCAGAAAAUUCCAGUCAAGUGUUAAGUGAGGGAACUCCACUUUUGACUGUGGACUCAGAUGGUGUCCUCAAAUCCUAUUCUGCCCAUGGGCGAGGUGUAGUGCAGAUUACAGUAAAGGAAGAUUUUGGAUUUACUCAAAUACUUCAUGUUACAAUAGAGGUAAAAACAGUUCGUUACAUGUUGGUGAGUUUGAGGCCUCAAUUCAGGAUCAAAGAAUCAGAUAUGAUUUCAUUUCUACCUAGAGGAGCAGAAAUUCCUUUGAGCAUAUCCUACCAUGAUAAUGCAGGAAGGGCAUUUGAUGCUUUUGAUUCAGCUAUUAAAUUGAGGAUGAACCGCUUUGAUUUAACCAAAAUCCAAAGAGGUAGCCAAAAGAAUAUUAUCACAGCUACUGUUCUCAACCAUGGAAUAACAGUAUUGAAAUUGUGGGAUGACUUGACUUAUGAUCAUGUAACAGAGUUCACGCGACUGAAAUCAGCUGAUGGCAUUCUUCCAUCUAUUAAUGUAGUUUCUUUGGGUGAUGUAAUAUGUUUCUAUGUACCAUUCCUUCCCAAACAAGAGGGAAUGGCUGGAAUUUGGACAAGUGAAAAUGCAGCUGUUAUUGAAGUGCAUACUGCACUUGGUAUUGGUCGUGCUCGAGCUGCUGGUACUGUUGUUAUUAAACACCAUUUCUCACCAACUGUAUAUACUUCAAAGGAAAUUAAAGUUCAGCCUCUUGCCAAGGUUAAACUUCUACCCCUGAAGGAGUAUCAUAUUACAAAUUCAGACCCAGGAGCUGUAUUUAGAGUGCCUGUUGUUCUCAAGAGUGCAGAUGAAGUGGCGAAUAAAGCUAGCAAUUUGUUAACUCAUGAAGGAACAUGUCCUCCUGAAUAUACAAUAUCUUCUUUUCCAUAUUUCUGUUCAUUACAUUGGACAAAUGCUACAGAAUUUGACAUUGAUGAUAUUUUUGCUGUGACCCAAGAUUUCAGCCUGGAAACAGGUCAAUACACCUGUGAUAUUGUGGCCUCUGGUGAUCCACCUCCAAUACUUAGUACAUUGGACACAAACAUAACUUUAAUUGUGGAAUGUGGUGGUCUUCAAGCUGCUCCUUUGCAGUUACGCUUCUUACCUGGAGUUUAUAUCACCACUCCAGAAAUUCAUCUAAGUGACGCUCAAAUGUCUGGAACAUUAAUUGUCAGUGGAACAGCAGAAGUUUUAAGUAAACUGGAGAUUAUUCCUGGCAAUUCUCUCAUUUCCGUAGUAAGGUCCGCAGAUAGAGUUGUAGAAAGUGCCUAUGUGUAUAAUGUGCUCUUGAGUGACCAGUACUGGAGUGUUGGUGAAUUGAGCACUCGCAUGAAUGUUUCUGUAAUAUCGCCUUUGACUAAACAAGUUUUACAGGUUCCUCUCAAAGUACAUCUGGUUGGAGAGAAAGGACAAAUACGAUCUCCAUGUCUUGUAUCACAUGUCACAACUUGGAGUGGAUUUUUCAGUGAUAUAGUGUAUGCAUAUAGGCAUACACUUUUGAUUAGUGCUACACUCCUGUUGAUUAUAAUAGCUACAGCAUAUGGUAUUUCAUCAUUUACGCCGGCUAGAAGGGAGAACAAUUAUGCUGCCUAUGCUAAUAGGAGGCAGUCAAUGUUCAUGACUCCCAGUUAUGGAUACGGAAGAUCGUUUGCUGAUCCAGACAUGUAUGGAGAUGGACGUCACUAUAACCUUGCAGCGCAAGAAAUAAUGAACAGACAAAGCCUUGGCCCAGAAGCGCUCCGUCAGAGCUUUGCAGCGCCUCGAACUAGUGUAGCUCGACGUAGGCCAAGCGCAUGGAUGUGAACACAGAAGUUAUUAAAUAUGAAAAUGAGAAUAUACAAUGUACCUUGUGCCCAGUACCUUUUGUAGGUAGUACAAUACUCUCAUCAAUAAGAAAGGUACCAACAAAUUUUGGUACUCAAUUGUUUGAAUUCUGGUCAUCACUUUUCAAAGUCAAUAUUUAUAUCAGGUACAUUAAGUAAAUGUGUGGACGUGUGUGAAUGAAUUCAGAGUGACAUUUUUAUUCAUACAGAUGGGUAAUUGUGUACUUUAAUUUAUUAGUUGUUUUGUUAUAUUUUGUAAUUAAAGGUACUAUAAAAUUAUUAUGUCAAAAAUUUGUUCAGUUUAAUUUAGUACAUGUUUUUCAUUAGCAACUUUAUCUCUAAUAUUAAUGAAUUUGUUGUUUUGUUUGAAUUAUUCAGCUUCAAAUUGAAUAAUUCAGUUUAUAUUUUGCCACAUCAUACAAAAGUUACAUUUACAUAGUAGUAUUGUGAUUAUUUCAGUUUAUUUCUCGGUAGCAAUAAAAAAUAUUUUAAUAUAAAAUAUUCCAAAAAACGUAAUAUGAAACAUUCAAUUUCACCAUUAUGCUUUAAUAUGGUGUUAAGUGCAAAUUUAAUUUGAUAUAUCUUAACUCCAAACUGGUUUGUUUAAGUUUUGUGAGAAACUUAGCGAAUUUGUGCUGGGGUGUGAACAAUUCAGAUAUGUUUCAAUAUAUUUUUAUACAUUUCCACAGACAAAAAACAUUUCAAUAUCUAUGAUUUAUUGCUCUAGAGAAAUUAUUUUAUUAGUUUUGUGAUAAGUGACCACUUAAUGAUCCACUAGUUUACAAAAACUGUUGGCAAAUUUGUUCCAAUAAAACACUAUGUUCUUUUGUAAUUUCUUUUAUUCAUUUUAAGGUAAUAAGGUAUGUAAUUACUUAAAAACAAAGAAUAUUGAAUAAGGAUUUCUGGGAUUCCAAAAGUAUUGCUACUCUGCUACAGAAUUUGUUAGGAAAAGGCCACUACGGAUGAUUCAAUUUUUAUGUAUGACACUAUAGGAAAUACUAUUUACAUCCAUGAAAUUAACAACCAUCUUCCUUCCUAGAUGAUUUUCUCAUUUCUUCAAAGUGUUUUAAAACUAAGGAACAAAACAAAGGGGGAAAAGUCAGUAAACACUUAAAAAACCUUGUGGCUCCCACGAAGAAGAAAAAAAAACAACUAAAUACAGGAAAUCAUAAAAUAACAAAUUCAGCUCUUAAUUA